AUGGAGGACAACAAGAACGAGAAGGGUGUCGAAGUCUUGACCGCUGGGGACCUCUACCCCGUCGAGACCGCGGCCGAUCAGACCGUUGGCCAUGUCGGUAACGCAGACGAGCUCCAGCGGCAUCUGGGGAAUCGUCAGCUGCAAUUGAUUGCCAUCGGUGGCUCCAUCGGAACAGCAACCUUCGUUUCCAUCUCCAGCGGUCUGCUCAAGGGCGGCCCAGGCUCUCUCUUCCUCGCAUAUACCAUCUACACCUGCAUGCUCGGUCUGGUCAAUAACUGCCAAGCUGAAAUGAGUUCGCAUAUGCCUGUGACCGGUGGUUUCAUUCGCAUGGCUGGUAAAUGGGUCGACGAGGCUUUGGGCUUCAUGAUCGGUUGGAACUUCUUCAUCUACAUGGUUAUUCUUGUCCCCUUCGAGAUCACCGCUUUGAAUCUGGUUCUGUCCUAUUGGCGCGAUGACAUACCUGUAGAAGCCGUCGUAGCAGGAUGUAUUGUGCUCUAUUUCUGUAUCAACGCCUUCGUCGUCAAGUGGUACGGAGAGUGCGAAUUUUGGCUUGCCCUCGGAAAAGUCAUCCUGCUCCUCGUGCUCUUCUCUUUCACCUUCAUUACCAUGGUCGGCGGCAACCCGAAGCAUGACGCGUAUGGUUUCCGCUACUGGAAGAACCCCGGAUCCUUUGCUGAACACAUCACCACUGGGCCAUUAGGGCGAUUCGAAGGUUUCCUUGGUGCCCUUUGGAGCGCUGCCUUUACCGUCGUCGGACCCGAGUACGUGUCCAUGGUCGCUGGUGAGGUCAAGGCCCCUCGCAAGUACCUCAAGCAGGCUUUCAAGGCGACAUAUGCGCGUUUUGGCAUGUUCUUCAUCGGUAGCGCGCUGUGCGUCGGCAUCGUCAUUCCGUAUAACAACACGACUCUUGUUGAGAUCUUUAACGGCAAGGCAGGAGGCGCCGGUACCGCGGCUGCAUCGCCCUACGUCAUCGCCAUGAACAACCUCGGCAUUGAAGGCCUCCCGCACCUUACCAACGCCCUCCUUGUCACCUCCAUUUUCUCCGCCGGAAAUGCCUACACCUAUUACGGCACGCGCUCUCUCUAUGGCCUCGCCAUUGAAGGCCAAGCGCCCCGCUUCCUCCGCAAGUGCACAAAAGCCGGUGUUCCCAUCUACUGCCUUUGCAUUGUCAUCCUCUUCCCGUUCCUUGCAUUUUUGAAUGCUUCUUCUGGCUCCGCAAAGGUCCUCACAUGGCUCACCAAUAUCAUCACCGGCUGCCAGAUUAUCGACUACAUCGUCAUCUGCAUCAACUUUAUUUUCUUCUACCGUGCUUGCAAGGCCCAGGGUCUGGACCGCCGAACUCUUCCCUACUUUGGUCGGUUCCAACCAUGGUCCGCGUAUAUCCCGCUUGCGUUCCUCAUCUGCGUCGUUACCUGCUACGGAUACACCACCUUCUUGCCUGGCAACUUCACGGUUGAUGAUUUUUUCACCUAUUAUAUGAUGCUGAUAAUCGACCCGAUACUCUUCAUUGGCUGGAAGCUCUGGAGAAAGACCAAAUUCAUCAAGGCGAGCGAGGCGGAUCUUGUUUGGGAUAAGCCGCUUAUAGAUGCGUAUGAGGAUGCGCUAGAGGAGGAGCAUGUAGGAUUCUGGAAGGAUGUCGGAAAUAUGUUUGGCAGCUGCUUCCAAAGGAGGAAGAAGGUGGACGAGGAAAAGUGA
Molecule: messenger RNA, 1695 nt
Organism: Didymosphaeria variabile
Lineage: Eukaryota; Fungi; Ascomycota; Dothideomycetes; Pleosporales; Didymosphaeriaceae
Exons: 4
Coding region: 1-1695 (564 amino acids)
Biological process (GO): amino acid transmembrane transport
Cellular component (GO): membrane
Molecular function (GO): amino acid transmembrane transporter activity
Source: RefSeq, a predicted model, not a curated record